Rubroshorea leprosula is the source of this 1000-nucleotide messenger RNA. The record is from the annotation of a GenBank genome assembly. NCBI's taxonomy places the organism in Eukaryota, Viridiplantae, Streptophyta, Magnoliopsida, Malvales, Dipterocarpaceae.
GACCCGACAGCAGUAUCCUGGGUUUUGCCUUAUAGGCCAACACAGAAAUCCACAGAAAUCCUUUCUCUGAAAUUUGAAGCAACCAUGAAGCUCAAGAAGAAAAUAUACCCAUCACCGUCUCCUUCCUCCUCCUCCUCCACCGUUUCUGCCACCGGCGAUGACAACUAUCUCUCCGUUUUGAAGCUCCUCCCAGCUGCCAUUCUGGCUCUCGCCUCUGUUCUCUCCCUCGAGGACCGUGAGGUUCUGGCUUACAUGAUCACCAGGUCCUUGAAGACGACCACCGCCAACCCAUCUUUGAUUGCGCAAGAUUCCAGGAAAAAAUCGGCCAAGAAGUCUCAUCUUCCUCCACCCAUAAGUGGUUCCACCGGAAAUAGCAAGUGGAAAACGAGGCACAAGCCUCCGGUGUUCGAUUGCGAUUGCUUUGAUUGCUAUACCAGCUACUGGCACCGCUGGGACUCCUCGGCUAACCGGGAACGCAUCCACCAGGUUAUUGAAGCGUUUGAAGAGCACUUGACCAACGGCGAAACCCAGAAAUCCAAGAACACCAGAGCUAGAAAGGGUCGUCGCAGCGCCGAUAAUCUACCCCUCCAGGUCCCAGCUGACGCCGAACGCUACAUCCCCGUUUCUGCAAUUUCUUCCCCUGAACAACCACCCCCGGCGCCGCUCGUUGUUGACGCCCCUCUCCCCGAGAAAGCUACUGAAGAAAAAGCAUCUGAAGUGGCACACAUGACCAGGGAGUUCCAUGUGGCAGCUGAGGAAGAGGCGGCGGGUGUACUGGCUGUGGCGGCGACGGCGACGGCAAGCAACCACAAGGGAUUGGCCAGGAAGGUGCUGCCGGACGUGUUAGGUUUAUUUAAUUCCCGUUUAUGGAAUCUGUGGAAUCCAAAUGUCUAGCUUUGGGCGAAAUUUUCGAGCCCUUCGAAAUCUAAAAAAAUAAUAUGAAAGGAUAUUAUCUUUUUGGGUGUUAUUAUGCCUAUCUCAAUGAAACGCUCCUUAUGUC